This is a messenger RNA of Arabidopsis lyrata subsp. lyrata, 965 nucleotides long. RefSeq lists its product as uncharacterized. The record is from RefSeq and is a predicted model, not a curated record. The coding region runs from base 33 to 965 and encodes 310 amino acids. The transcript is spliced from 5 exons. NCBI's taxonomy places the organism in Eukaryota, Viridiplantae, Streptophyta, Magnoliopsida, Brassicales, Brassicaceae.
AUCGUCUUCCGCCUCCUCCCUCAACCCAGGGAAUGUCAGCUCGGGCUCUCACUGCCCAGCGAAAAAUGAUCUCCAAGCCGAUGGCUGAGGCUUGCGACAAGAACAAGGCGUUCCUUACGACCGCCAUUGACAAAAAAGAUUAUAGCAAAACCUUAUUGGUUGACGACGGUAGCACCGAAGGAGCCAGAUCCGUCGCCGUUUUCAGAUUGACACCUCGACGUGAACGUCACGAUGACCGUCCUCCCCGGAGGUCAUCCCGCAGUGGUUCUUCUCCGCGAAGAGAGAAGUCAAGGGCCCGGACUGACCGUUCUCCUCGAUCGUCCCCUCCUACUGAACCAAUGGGUCCUCCUCGUCCUGUUGAUAUGUCUUCUUCUUCUCAACGUAGUGGUGAGAAGACGAACCUGGGUGCAGCUUCUCAGAAGGAUAGUUCUGAGUCUCGAGAUGAUUCUCCGAAGACAAAGCCUGCUCUUGUUCCUCAGAUCAAAUCGCUCUCAGCCAUGGAGAAAGAGGGUAACGUUUUUUGGUGCUUCAAAACCCGGUCAGGUGCGAUCCUGCCGGAAUUCAACAAGUGGCGCUCUGCAAUUCGUGAACGAUACCUACUUCAUGCUCAUCAUUCAUCUCAAGCGAACGGCGAGCUCAAUGACAUAAUUGAACAUUACGAAGGGUUGGUCAUUGGUCGAGAGAAGGAGAUCGACACGUGGAAGGACAAGUUUUCUAAUCUCGAGGCAGACCUCCGUUCUUCUACCGACUCCAAGCAUGAUUUGGAGGACAAGGUUGAUGGUCUAUCAUCCGAGCUUGCGAAGAUAAAGGGGGAGCUACAGGACCAGUACGACCAAAAUUUCAAACUCCAGGAUGAGCUUUUUGGUGUUCAGGGUAGACUUCAUGAAUCCGAAUCAACCGCCGACACCCUGAAUAACCAGCUUAUUGAGCUUAACGCGAAGACUGCCCUUCCCAGGCUCAAGUGA